Molecule: messenger RNA, 4530 nt
Organism: Oncorhynchus mykiss (rainbow trout)
Lineage: Eukaryota; Metazoa; Chordata; Actinopteri; Salmoniformes; Salmonidae
Gene: tmem170b
Product: transmembrane protein 170B
Biological process (GO): negative regulation of canonical Wnt signaling pathway
Cellular component (GO): plasma membrane
Source: RefSeq, a predicted model, not a curated record
UGGUGACGGCCCCUUUAAGGGUUAUGUAGAGAGAAGGGCUGAUGUAGGACGACUCCUCUGUGUGCGCUGCCAUCCUCAUCAUGGCCUCCAAACAACCGCCGCUGCUACCGAGAAUGAGCACGAGCAGACGAGCUGUUGGCCCUUUCCUUCCCCGCGCGGAGACCAACAACGUUAAGCCGAAACAGAGGCACCGGUAGAGGGGUGCGCGCCGGGGGAUCAAGCCUCCGAGCUCAUGCCACCCCGUUCUCUUCGAUGUCUUCGUCAAAAGCCACUUACAGCCAUUUGUCAAAGAGGGAUGCAAACCCGGGCGGCGGCAGAAACAUGAACACGAAUAGGGAUUAUUCUAUCAAUCUAUCCGUGCAGCAAGUGCUGAGCCUCUGGGUGCAAGGCACGACGCUGCAACAUUUCACAGAGAUGUGGUACUGGGUGUUCCUGUGGUGUCUUUUCUCCUCGCUCUUCGUCCACGGGGCAAUGGGCCUGCUCAUGUUAGUCAUGCUGCAGCGCCACAAGAGGGGUCGCCUCAUCACCCUGGUCCUGGUCAGCGUGGGCUUCCUGGCCUCCUUGGCCGGUGGGGUCAUCACCAGUGCGGCCGUGGCAGGGGUGUAUCGUGUGGCAGGGAAGGACAUGGCCCCCCUCCAGGCCCUGGUGUUUGGAGUGGGCCAGACCACACUCUCUGUAGUCAUCUCCUUCUCACGUAUACUGGCCACUCUCUGAAGAGAUGACUCUGCUACACGGACAGACUCACUGACGAACAGACACACAAGAGAGGAGAGAGGAAAGGGGAAGGGAGGGACAUCCCACCAGUUACACAAGCAGAGACGGCAAUGGGUGGCAGUUAACUGCAUGUAGUAUUUGAAGGAAAACAAACAGUCAAAUAGAAGAAGUGAAGAAGACGGUGUCCCAGUCCUAGACGUCUAGACAUUUGGGGAUGGAUGAAUGUGGAAGAGUGCCGCCUAGUGUCUCUGUUCAGCCACUGCUACGUUUGCUAGAGCUCCCUUUGCUACAAGGGACCUCUCAAUGCAGGCCUCACUUCUGUGUGUCAAAGACACACACUUCCUUGGGCUCUCCACCAGUUGGCGAUGUCCACAGACUCUGUCAAGUGUCAAGCCAGUGAAACCACAUCCUGAACUGAAAGCUAAUUUGAGGUUCUAUGUGCCGAUGUCCUUUGGGACUUAACUUCAGUGUUGUAAAGGGGAAUGCUUUCAUGGCCAUCUCUACAGACGGUUGAAGGCUUUCUGUUCUAUUUGUGGGGGGGAACUCCACAUUUUUUUUUACAGUAAAGACAAACCACAGCAACCUGUAAUUAAUUGAACAAUUCAAGUCUACGGUCCUUGAAGUGCCACGGUACUUUGAUGAGAUGGCCAGAACAAAAUUGGACCUGUGAAGACCCACCAUCAUUCUGACAUGCCUGAGAGGUUGUAAACGCAACGAUGAUGGUCAACCAAACUACCAUUCAGUGUUAAAAAAAUCUACCAACCACAAACAACUGGAUCUUCUGUCCUUGGAAACUGAUAUCCUAAUAACCAUUCCUUCUUGUAAAGUAUUCUAACUACCACAGCAGGUUUUUUGUUUGCAACAAUCCAUAAUGCUUAACCUUUGCACUUUCUAAAUGUUGGUGAUCCACCUCCUUUACCUAAGAGGUGUCUAAAUAGAGUAGGUUGUUGAGGUUCCGUUGGUUCAAAGUUACUAUGGAGAUAACCACUACGCUUGUUAAGGGCUCUGCAUACGCAAACGGAGCUGACGUAGGUCCAUCAUUUGCGUUGACAGUGUAGAGCCCUUUAGAUAUUUGUCAAGUCUAGACCAGUCCAGGUUGUCCAACGUACUCUGGGGAAAUAGCAACUCUGACCAUGAACCUUGUCUGGAGAGGGUCAGAGUUGCUACUUGGUUCUUACAGGGUUUUAUGGAGGUAAACUAAUGUAUUAACUGAAGUACAAAGAAAGAAUUGUCCUAGUAGUAGCAGCUGUAUUGCUUCUUGAGGAAUAUCUCUGAUAGAGUAUCUCUUGGAAGUUUUACUGUCUGUGUUGUGGUGCAGAUUUACUGUUAAGGUUUAGCGGUUGGAAUCCAGCUGCUACUUGGCUGUUGUGAUAACAAUGUUGUCCUGACUCCUAUAAAUCCCACUCCAUAGAGAGCCAUUCCUGGAGAAGGUCAGAGACUUAGUGUGCAUCCCAAAUGGUACCCUCUCCCUAUAUAGUACACUGCUUUUGACCAGGGUCAAUAGGACUGUAUAGGGAAUAGGGUGCCAUUUGGGAAGCAUCCUCUACUGCUGCUGAAACAGCCAUUUUCUAUGGCUCCCUGCCUUCCUCCCUGUUAGUUCUUGCUAAUCGUGUGUGUAUUGUUUGUGUUUUAACUAAGUUUGACUUUGCAUAUUGCACUGACAACGGCCUGCCUUUAUUUCGCACAGUUUGUUUUAUGAUAUUGGUCCCAGUGGGUGACCCAUAGAUCCAUAGGAUUUUAUACAGUAUGUCCCAUCACCAGUACACACAGUGGGUCCCAAAAAGCAGGUUUUUGUCCAAAAUGGCACCCUGUGCCCUUCAUAGUGCACCCUUUUUUGACCGUAGCCAUAUGGGUUUGAGAAGCACUGCUGUGGUUUUGGAGGUGCUUUUGGGACUGCAGAGCAAUGUUUUUUUUGUGGGGCCCUGUGGGACUAACCAUAAUGAAUGUGUUUGUGUCUGUCCUGUCCACCCUCUGGAACAGUUCACAUUUAUUAACCAACUAUAGGACAGGUCUUACUGCAUCCCAAAUGGCACUAUGUUCCCUACAAUGUGCACUACUUUUCACCAGAGCCCUAUGGGGGAAUUUGGGACGCACACAUUCACUCCUGGAAUUGAAGGGUUGCAAGGCCCACUGGUUUGUACCUUACAAUGUCAUUCAUUUUUUAUCAAUAGCUGACGAUAUCCCAUCUCUCAGUCACUUUCAUUUGUCAGUAAAUGACUGUGGACCAAUAAAACAAGGCCCUCUGCUGCACCCUAAACUAGUUGUGAAUACCACACCAGGCCCUCUGCUGCACCCUAAACUAGUUGUGAAUACCACACCAGGCCCUCUGCUGCACCCUAAACUAGUUGUGAAUACCACACCAGGCCCUCUGCUGCACCCUAAACUAGUUGUGAAUACCACACCAGGCCCUCUGCUGCACCCUAAACUAGUUUUGAAUACCACACCAGGCCCUCUGCUGCACCCUAAACUAGUUGUGAAUACCACACCAGGCCCUCUGCUGCACCCUAAACUAGUUGUGAAUACCACACCAGGCCCUCUGCUGCACCCUAAACUAGUUGUGAAUACCACACCAGGCCCUCUGCUGCACCCUAAACUAGUUGUGAAUACCACACUAGGCCCUCUGCUGCACUCUAAACUAGGUGUGAAUACCACACCAGGCCCUCUGCUGCACCCUAAACUAGGUGUGAAUACCACACCAGGCCCUCUCUGGAAACAAAGGGUUUGUUUUUAUGCCAAAGGACUUCAUUCUCACAUGUUAGCUUUAUUUGUUAAGGGUUCCUUAUUUUUUGAUUGUUGUUAUUAUUGCUGAGAAAGUAUGAAUCGCUUUAAUUUCAGAACCAUUAUUUUGCACUGAGCUAAACAGAUUUAAAAUCCCCAAACCCACAAAAAGUUAACAAAAUUUGCUUCAUUUUGGCUUAAUAUAAAAUUCCAGUGUGUGACCUAAUUGAGUGAUCUAAGAGUGUUUACCAAUGAAAGUGAUUGCUCUGUUUUUUCCUUAGUUAUGUAAUUGACACCACUCACCUUCAAUACCCAGUCUGCGCACCAGAGGGAGCCAGUACGCUGAGUAUUGAAUAAGUGAUAGUAGUAGCCAGUGUCAGUGGUGGAUUUGGAUUGAUACAGUAAUGAUCGUGGUUGUUGUAUAGAAGAAAAUAUACCUGUGGCAGUUUUUUGAUAUGGUCAAUUUGUAUUUGAUUCUAAAAUGAAUUCCUGAGGCUUCCAGAUGGUCUGGAAACGACUGUGUUUGAUAAUUUGCCUAAUCUAAUAUGACUAUCCAAUACUAUCUCUCUCAGUACUCUCUGAUUAAAGAAAAUACUUGGAUAAAACAAACUAUAAUCAGCAAAUACUAUUAAUGAUCAAAUUCCCCAGAUCAACUGAAUUCAUUUUGUAUUAGUAAGUUAUUACACUCAUUUUAAUAUUUUUGGCUCGAGUUCGGAGACCAAAUGUGAGUUAUUUCUGAUGGCUCUACAAUGCUGUCAUAGCGAUAUUAUCUAGAUAUUUCUGUUUGUGAAUGAAACUGCGUUUGAGAGUUGGAUAUGGUGCAUAGGACUUGUGACAAGAGUGUUGUUGUGUGAUGUUGUACUGUAUGUCUGUGUGGUUGUAUAUGUGAGUGUUAUAACAGGCAUUAACUUGUUUUUUUUUUCAGAAGGGGCCUGCAUUACAAUUGUCAUUGCAGCAUCUGAAAUGCUUUAUCGAGUUGAGCAAAAGGGGUAAGGACCUUGUCAUAGGUGUAACACUGACUGACCCAGUGUGUUCAGAAAUGUUGUCUUACUGAGCAAUGUCUUACAUAAUGUGUUUUUAAAAUCUUUAAAAAAUAAU